Molecule: messenger RNA, 2523 nt
Organism: Hypoxylon trugodes
Lineage: Eukaryota; Fungi; Ascomycota; Sordariomycetes; Xylariales; Hypoxylaceae
Exons: 3
Coding region: 1-2523 (840 amino acids)
Cellular component (GO): cytoplasm
Molecular function (GO): protein binding
Source: RefSeq, a predicted model, not a curated record
AUGGAGACAACCGAUACCACCGUAGACGCACCAAACCGAAAUGACGAAGAAGUUGUCAUCGUCAAUUUAGUCUCCCAUCCCCAGGGUUUGGAGAUACCCACCAUUCCAAGGCGCCAAUUUCUCCUCAGUAAUCGAACCCCAGUUGUCCGAAUCGGCCGAGCGUCGAAGGUACCUACGAAGGGAUUCGUGGCAGCAGCCGAUAACGCCUGGUUUGACAGUCCUGUUAUGUCACGACAACACGCUGAGCUCUUUCUCGCCUCCGAAAACGACUCCAAAGUUGUAUUUAUCAAAGACAUCGGAUCCCUUCACGGCACUUAUUAUACACCUUAUGACGGGAUGAGGAACGAAUCGAGACUAGAGCAAGGCAAACCUGUUCAGUUGUCAAAUGGUGAUACUAUUCGUUUCGGCGUCGACAUCUUCAGGACUUCUGAAACAUAUCCUCCCUGCUCUGUCGAAUUCUACAUGACAGGACCAGAGCCACCGUCGUACGUCCGGCGUUUCCCUGGUUUGACAGGACUAAUAUCCGACGACAGGCACAUAUCGAGUAUUGACCAGUCUACCAACCGAGUCUUUACUGUCCCAGAUGACGACGAUGACGAAGAAGACGAGGAUGAUGACAGUGUUGUCGAAACUACUAUACCAAUUUCGCAUAUUGCCGACAUUCAGCGAGGCGCUUCUAUUGAUUUGACCCAAGAUGAGCGUGAUUCUGUUAAUGGAAAUCAUUACCCUUCUAGCGCCACAGUUGGCAACGUCGUCAGUUCUGAUGUGAUUGAUCUAACAUCUGAGCCUGGUGAACAUUCGGACCCUGAACCAGACAGAGUGAGGACUCGUCACUCCUCUGUCUCUCUACCAGAAACUGUUCAACCCGUCCCCGCCCCAGCCACUAUCCUUGCUGCUAGCGGAUCAGACAUUCCGGCGGAGGCGGCUCCCUCACAAAAGAGCAUGGGCUUUAGUGGUGAACGUGACCACUCAUGGGCUCAAGAUCUUGACCCCCAUCUAUAUGAAGAUGACAUUCGACUUUCGGAUUCAGAUGAUGAGUCAGUCAACACCCGGAAUUCCGAUAUGGAUGAUGACGCGGGUGAGGAGAGCGAGGAUGUAGAUGAGGAUGAGGACAGGUCUAUAGAUUAUGGUCUCGACUCUAGCCCUUUCAAUUCUGACAGUGAGGAAGAAGACGCGGGUGAGUUACCUUUCUACGCUAUUCCAUACUGGCAGAAAAUUAACGAAGGGGACCUUGUUGUAGGCAUUGAUGACCUACCCUACCCAGACGAUGCCAGUUCAUCAAGUGACGAAGUAGAGGAUAUUCUUUCAGGUUCGAACUCGCCAGCACCUGAAUCAUCUCUCUACUCCUCUCCUAACGAACUUAAUCCCCCAACUUUGAACGGACUCUGCAAGGACACGCCAUCUGAGACCUCUGACCUUAAGCGACCUUUCGUCACGCCGUUCUUGUUUACAGCGCCUUUGCAAUAUGAUACACCAGCUAUUCAGGCCCAACCUAGAGAUCCCAGUCCUUCGGACGCUGCAAUGUUCAAGAGCUGCCCUGUCCUCGAUCGAUCGCCGAGCGAUUCCAGGGCCCAAGCCCUCGGCGAGAAAUCAGGUAAAUGGGAAUUCUUCGCUGCUAGAGAGAGCAACCGUACGAGCCUAACACAAUUUUCUCCGCCACCUAUCUCUGCGAUUCGAGAAACCUUAAGCGACAAUCCUGAGAAACCCGUUGCCCAUGACGAAGCAAAUCACCAUUCAGACGUCGAUAUGCAUAGACCUCAAGUAGAAGACGUCUCAAUGGCACCAGCUGAAGAGACCACCCAAAAUACCAGCGCAGCUCCCGGGAAUUCCGACAAUAUGCAUGACAAUGCUCCAACUGAUGUUCAAGACAACGCCUCCGUCGCAGAUUCAACGUGGCAUCCAAUUCCAGCCCCACCUUGUGAACCAUGGUCAGCCUCGGGAGAAAGAUUUAUUAACAACCCUCGUAGCGAGGAUCUUCCCUCUGCGUUUUUUGAUCGGGCCCAAAGCCCGGGAUUUGACAUGACUAGCGCAUACAGUUACCAACAAAGCAAGACGACAACAGAGAGCACCGUCGGCCAGCAACCUAAGCAGGUUAGAAUUGAAGAUUUACUUACACGAGAAUCGUGCGCCAUGCCACCACCUAUGGUGGUCCACUUUUCACAAGCCCCACCAAGCGAUGAGGGAAUCCCGUCUCCCGAUAAAGCUCGAGCAAAGCGCUCUUUUAUGGACGCCUUCAGCGACGAGAACGCCCCAACAGGAAGGGACGACGUCGUCGAAGAGUCUAAGCCCAACUCGGUAGACAAAUACCAACACGCCUCCACAGUUAAUAGUGAAUCGAAUGGCACACCCCACCCCAAGACCCAGCAACUAGGUCAUAUGGAGUCGAGACCGGCGUCUAUUCCUACGCGACCAUACGACUUUCAACCAUCGAAGAGGCGCCGUUUCGCCCAGGCGGCGGCUUGCGUGGCUCUCGGAGGUGCCGCGGCGUUCACCUUUAUGGUUUCGACCGCACCUGUACUCUAA